This is a messenger RNA of Hordeum vulgare subsp. vulgare (domesticated barley), 2906 nucleotides long. Its product is annotated as putative receptor protein kinase ZmPK1. Gene Ontology annotation, molecular function: protein serine/threonine kinase activity; ATP binding. Gene Ontology annotation, biological process: recognition of pollen; protein phosphorylation. Bases 284 to 2668 code for a protein of 794 amino acids. The transcript has a single exon. Lineage: Eukaryota; Viridiplantae; Streptophyta; Magnoliopsida; Poales; Poaceae. The record is from RefSeq and is a predicted model, not a curated record.
GGCAGUAUCAUAGGCACCCCUCUUCACGCACAAUGUUCCAUCAGUUGACAUCAUGCCAACCAACCAUUAACUUAACUAUAGUAAAACAAUGUGUACACUCUGGACCCGCAUGACAAGUUUGUCUUCUCGGUCUAGUUUUCAAUAGUUCAACUCAGCAUCUAAGAUAAUAGUUCUAUGUGCUAAUAAAGCAAAGCAUUUGGAACUUAAAGCUACCUUACCACUCUCUGGUAGUCUGAUCUCUGCACCUCGAUACCCAAAUCAGAGCUCCCUGGAAAGGAGAAAAAUGGCUGCACUGCUCUUCCUAGCCCUUCUUUCAUCCCUCUCCUUCCACCUUUGCUCUUGUGCUUCCCCAUGGCAGACCAUGACCACUGGCUCAUACAUGAAAUCAGAAGAUCAUGACAGAAUCUUUCUCCUCUCACCAGACACCACCUUCUCCUGUGGCUUCCAUCGACUUGGAACAAAUGCUUUCACCUUCUCCAUCUGGUACACCGCCGUGAAAACGGUUGUUUGGACGGCGAAUCCAUACUCUGCGGCGAAAGGCUACUAUUCCCCUGUGAACCUUCACGGCUCCAGAAUAUCGCUGAACCAGGAUGGAAACCUGGUCCUGGCAGACACCAAUGGCUCCAUGGUAUGGGAAAGCAAGACAUCUUCCGGCAAGCACACAAUUGUUUCCCUCCUCGACACUGGCAACCUUGUGAUCAAUGAUUCUAGCAAUAAAAUCGUAUGGCAGAGCUUUGAUUCACCAAUAGACACCUUGCUCCCUUGGCAGAACCUCAAGAAAGAUAUGAGGUUAGUCUCUGAUUACCAUCACCUGUAUUUUGACAACGACAAUGUCUUGCGCUUAUUGUAUGAUGGCCCAGAUAUUACAAGUAUCUACUGGCCAAGUCCAGAUUACAAUGCGCUAAAAAAUGGACGCAAUAGAUAUAACAGCACCAGGGUAGCAUUUCUGGACGACAAGGGUAAUUUUGUGUCAAGUGAUGGGUAUAAAAUAGUGGCUUCAGAUUCAGGUCCUGGGAUCAAGAGGAGAAUUACAAUUGAUCAUGACGGCAAUUUUAGAAUGUACAGCUUGGAUGUGUCAACAAGGAAAUGGGUGGUUACAGGGCAGGCUGUAAUACAGAUGUGCUAUGUGCACGGAUUAUGCGGCAAGAAUGGGCUUUGUGACUACUCAGAAGGCCUUAAAUGUAGAUGUCCUCCAGAAUAUGUGAUGGUUGAUCCAACAGAUUGGAACAAGGGAUGCAAACCAACAUUCACAAUUGGCAGAAAUCAACCACAUGAGAACUUUACAUUUGUUAAGCAACCUCAUGCAGACUUCUAUGGCUUUGAUCUAGGUUCUAACCAAUCCAUCUCAUUUGAAGCGUGUUGGGACAUUUGUCUCAACAGCAGCUCAUGUAUAUCUUUCACAUACAAGGGUGGGGAUGGUUGGUGUUAUACUAAAGACAUACUCUACAACGGUCAGGUGUACCCGUAUUUCCCAGGAGACAACUACAUGAAAGUACCAAAGAGUUUCAAUGGUUCAAUAUCCUCAGUCUCCAAACAAGAAAGCCUAACCUGCAGACCCAGUGGUUCAGAGAUUAUGAUAGGAUCAACAAACAUGUAUGGAAUUAAGAAGGACAACAUAAAGUGGAUAUACUUGUAUGUCUUUGGUGCAAUACUGGGAGUUCUGGAGUUGCUUGUUAUUGUGACAGGAUGGUGGCUUUUUUUCAGAAAGGGUAACAUGCCCAAAUCAAUGGAGGAUGGAUACAAGAUGAUAACAAACCAGUUCAGGCGGUUUACAUACAGAGAAUUGAGGGAAGCAACUGGGAAGUUCAAAGAAGAGAUUGGGAGAGGGGGUGCUGGAAUUGUUUACAGAGGAGUACUUGAAGAUAAGAAAAUAGUGGCUGUAAAGAAACUUACAAAUGUCCAACAGGGAGAAGAGGAAUUCUGGGCAGAAGUGACUCUAAUUGGAAGGAUCAAUCACAUAAAUUUGGUCAGGAUGAUGGGAUUUUGCUCAGAAGGGAAAAACAGAUUAUUAGUAUAUGAGUAUGUGGAGAAUGAGUCACUGGACAAGUACCUCUUUGGUGAGAGAAGUACUGAAAGUCUGCUCGGUUGGAACCAAAGGUACAAGAUCGCCGUGGGUGCAGCAAGGGGCCUUGCUUAUCUUCAUCACGAGUGCCUUGAGUGGAUCGUCCAUUGUGACGUGAAGCCAGAAAACAUACUCCUGACUCGAGAUUUCGAUGCCAAAAUAGCAGACUUCGGAUUAGCCAAGCUUGCAAAGCGAGACAGCGCUAGCUUCAAUUUCACCCAUAUGAGGGGCACAAUGGGCUACAUGGCACCAGAGUGGGCAUUGAAUACCCCGAUCAAUGCGAAGGUCGAUGUUUACAGCUACGGAGUUGUGCUUCUGGAGAUUGUGACUGGAGCUAGGGUUUCAAGUGGCAUAAUGGUCGACGGAAGACAAGUGGAGUUUCCAGACUUUAUCCAGGAGGCCAAACAGAUUCUGGCUACCGAGAGGAUCACUGAUCUAGUGGAUGGCAGAUUGAAGGGGAAUUUCGAUCUAGAGCAGGCAACUGCAAUAGUGAGAAUAGCUGUUGCAUGCCUUGGAGGUAGAUGUGAGAGGCCGACAAUGGAUGAGAUUCUGAAGGCUCUUAUGGCAUAUGAUGAUGAAGACGACCAUCCUGCCUAUUCGUAUUGAUAUGCAAUGGAUGUAAAUAUUUGAGCUAUGCACACUAUUUGUUAACUCUGUUGACGUUACAAGCCAAUAGGCGUAAGCAGAUAAGAUGAAAAAGUGAAGUGUGUGUGCAUUUGCAGGAACCUAUUGUAAAAAUGUAGCAGGUUUUUGUGUUUCAAAUGCAUCAGAUAAACAGUAUGAUGGACUGGAGUGUUCUUGUAAUGGCAAUGCUUUCUUUUUAUCAACAAAUUUGGUCAAACUA